AUGACUUUGAGCGCUCCCAGAACAACACCACCUCUCCCAAUUAAGUUCACGUCUGGGUUGGAAAUCGUCACGGCUGCCACUCGCCCGGAUCUCUGGGCGACCCUAAACGAUCCAGCCCAUCCUCUUAAUACCGCCUGGCCAGAGUUCCUGGACCACGACCUGACAUUCAAACUGUUUAUGCCGAUAUACUCGCGCCAUCGUGCGCUCGUACGGUUUCAACUACUCGCCAUUGAGCCGAGUGCCGACGGCAAUUGCGACACUGUAGUUGGGCUGGGCCGUUCAAUCCCUUUCUUCUGGCCUGAAAUCGCACAUCUACCUUCAACCAAGCGACUUUCGGACUAUCCGGACCUCCUCAGUACCCUACCAGAUAGUGGAUACGAUGGUACGCUCCUGCGUGGGAUGGCUUCUCUAGCAUCUCAAGAUGACGAGACACAGCCAAAUGCCCUCUCAGCCCUUUCAAUCACAAUACGGCCCGAUAGGCGACGGCAGGGGCUGGCUGAGGCUCUGGUGAGCGCAAUGAAAGACACGGCACGUGCCAGCUCCUUGCGCUGUCUUGUUGUUCCCUUGCGCCCCACGCAAAAACACCGCUUUCCAUCCGUCCAGAUGGCAGAAUACAUUAACUGGACGUGGGACGAUCCAGAUCCGGGAAUCAGUCCUAUUCGACCGUUCGAUCCCUGGCUUCGAAAACACCUGCAACUGGGCGGCCGGAUCGUCAAGAUCGCUACGUCCAGCAUGAUUAUCCGCGGCACAUGCGAUGAGUGGAGGAAAUGGACUGGUGUGGACCUCACCGCAUCCAAGGAUCGGGAGAAGUCUAAAGAACGCUAUAUCGAGGUCCCUAUCCCGCGAGGCCUCGUGCCCGUCCGGGUAGACCUUGUAGAUGGGACCGGUAUCUAUACGGAGCCCAAUAUUUGGAUUUACCACGAGCUAGAUGACUUGGGAUGA
This is a messenger RNA of Penicillium cinerascens, 942 nucleotides long. RefSeq lists its product as uncharacterized. Bases 1 to 942 code for a protein of 313 amino acids. Lineage: Eukaryota; Fungi; Ascomycota; Eurotiomycetes; Eurotiales; Aspergillaceae. Gene Ontology annotation, molecular function: acyltransferase activity, transferring groups other than amino-acyl groups. The record is from RefSeq and is a predicted model, not a curated record. The transcript has a single exon.